Molecule: messenger RNA, 1712 nt
Organism: Spathaspora passalidarum NRRL Y-27907
Lineage: Eukaryota; Fungi; Ascomycota; Pichiomycetes; Serinales; Debaryomycetaceae
Gene: SSH1
Product: Ssh1p
Exons: 2
Coding region: 79-1578 (499 amino acids)
Biological process (GO): post-translational protein targeting to membrane, translocation; SRP-dependent cotranslational protein targeting to membrane, translocation
Cellular component (GO): membrane; Sec61 translocon complex
Molecular function (GO): signal sequence receptor activity; transmembrane protein transporter activity; ribosome binding
Source: RefSeq, a predicted model, not a curated record
GUAAAUCUUAGUUUACUUCCAAUUCUCUUCGUUUGUCUGUUGACUUAGUACACCGUUUCAAUAUAAAAUAUAUCAAUCAUGGGUGGAUUUCGUCUUCUUGACUUGGUUCAAUUCUUCUUGCCAGUGUUACCAGAAAUCGAAUCCCCAGUAGAAAAGAUUGCCUUUGAUGAAAAAGUAGUCUAUACUGUGGGUGGUGCUUUCAUUUUCCUUUUGGGCCAAUUGCCUUUAUAUGGUUUAGUUUCCAAUGCUCAAUUUGCCAUUGUGGAUCCAUUGUAUAACAUCAGAUCAAUCUUUGCUAUGGAAAAGGGAACCCUUUUAGAAUUAGGAUUGUUACCAGUUAUCACUGCUGCCUUCAUUUGGCAAGUUGCUGCUGGUUUAAGAUUAAUCAAUGCUAACUUGGGUUUAAGAUAUGACCGUGAAUUAUUCCAAACUGGUCAAAAAUUAACUGCCUUUGCCUUGGCUGUUGUUUACGCUGCUGGGCUUAUCUACUCUGGUUAUUACGACAAUGUUAUUCGUGGUUAUGACCCAUUGAAGGACUCCACUCCAAUUGGUUCCUACGUUUUGCUUUUCACCCAAAUUGUCAGUUGGUCUUGGUUAGUCACCUUGAUGGUUGAAAUCUUUGAUAAGGGUUACAGUUUUGGCUCUGGUGUUUUGAGUUUCUUAACCUUGCAAGUUGCCACUAAUACCGUGGCUGAUCUUAUUGGUAUUGAAGUUUUCAAGGUUUUCAACUCCAACAAGUCUGAAAGUUAUGGUGCUUUAAUGAACUUGGUUAGAAACUUUUCUCUCUUUAGUCCAAAGAAAAACGCUGCAACUAUCUGGCAUGCAUUCACCCGUAUCCAAUUACCAAACUUGAAUCAAUUCUACAUUUCUUUGUUAACUAUUGGAGGUGUUAUUCUUUUACAAAACUACCGUAUUGAAAUUCCAAUUAGAUCAACAAAGGUUAGAGGUAUGAGCAAUGUUUUCCCAAUUAGAUUGUUAUACACUGGUGGAUUACCUGUCUUGUUUGCCUUUACUGUUUUGGCUAAUGUACAAGUCUUUGGAUACUUUUCUACUGUUGUCUUGUCAAAAUUGGGUGCCCCACAAUUGUUAGUAUCCUUAUUGGGUAAAUUCGAAUUAAACCCAACCUCAAACAACUUGAACUUAAAGACUGGUAUUUUAUUCUACUUGUCAAACUCCACUUCCUUACUCCAAACCUUAUUGUCUCCAAUCAAGACCGUUGUAUACGCAUUCUCCAUUGUUGUUUUAUCAGUUUGGUUUGCUAACAAAUGGAGUUACAUUUCUGGUUCUUCUCCAAAAGAUAUUGCUAAGCAAUUCAAAGACCAAGGUAUUUCCAUUUCCGGAAAGAGAGAUAUCUCCAUUGCAAAGGAAUUAGCCCGUGUUAUUCCGGUUGCUUCCGUCAGUGGUGCUUUCCUCUUAGCUGGUUUGGCCGUUGCUGGUGAGUUAUUGGGUGGAUUAGGUAAGGGUGUAGCCACUGUUGUUGGUGUCUCCUCUGCUUUUGGUGUCUUGGAAGAAUUCAUGUUGGAAUACCAACAAAGUGGUGGUUCUCAAUUCACCAGUGCCCUUUCUGGUUUACAAUAGUUGAGAAUACCCCAAUUGGCAACCAAAAAAAGAAAAACGUUUCGACGUGAUAUUUUGAUACAUUUUAAUUUUUUUUUUGCACAUUUAAUUUUGUAUACAGUAAAAACCAUGAGAUUAAUAUACAUUGUACUAGU